UAAUUUAUUGUAGGAUAUAAGUUACACACCGUAACCGCAACAUUUCACACCUAAUUAAAAAUAUUGAGUACACAAUAGUCUUCGUUUUCAGGUUAAGGCGGCUUAGUAUUUGUCAUAUUAUAUAACAAGCAGCGAAUUGACUCAUUUUCCUUAUAUUUUUUUUAUUCAGUGUUGUAAGUAGCGUCAUGUUUUGAGGAUAAUUACUGUAUUAAGAUGGAAAGCCUUAGUAACAUUGGGAAUUUCCUAGAUUUAACCUUGUAAUUUUUUUUUUUUGAGCCCUCACGGAGCGCCAGUCAUUAUAUGUCCUAAUAGUGGUGUUUAUGGUAUUGUAUGCCCAUAGGUAUUGGUGAGGGAGAUACGGUGUAGUAUUAAAGGAGAGUAUUCCAAGCGGGUUGUGGGUAGGAGCAUGUAUUGUAGUAGGAGCAGCAAAGCUUAUCACUGAAUGCUUCCUGCCUGCCUGCCCCGGUGUCGUCAGUCUCCACUACGCUGGUGCUUCUCAACACACCCUCCCUCGCUCUCGCUUUUUUUCCUCUCUCUUUUCCUGCACCCAGUACCACCAGGCUCACUCUCUUGCCCUGGAAAAUUUGGCACUGUAACAGGUGGUAGUGCAGAGCGAGGCUCGCUCAGUGAUGAGUGUGCGGUAAUGUCAGAUCGCUACACUAUGCGUGUGCUUAUCUACUACCGUUCUCCACUUCACUCCCUCUUAGCUGGUUCAUCCUCUUAAACCAAGAAUUGUUUUUCAAGGUUUCAAAUUACACAAAUUAAUAAUUUGGGAAAAUUUACCUAUGCCGAAGUGAGUAAGGUUUGAAAUAACGUAAAAUUGUCAAUGAAAAUAAAAUUUGUUAAAAAUGUUGUAGCUUAAUGAUAAGAGCCCAGUUUAUGAGAGAGAUAGUGGCCAGGAGUGUGCUCAACAAUAAUUAACGCCCAAGUAAUACUGUACUCUGAUGUUAGUGCAAGUGAAACUCGAGUUUAUUUCGUGCAAGUCCUAAAGGUGUUUCAAUGUUCACUCGGAGGAAGAACAGUGUGGAGCACCUGCCAGGUGUUGAGGGUGCGCAGCUGAGACCUCACGCACAACACCGAGACCGGCUGCCUUCCCCUCCCAGGCGCUCCUCCUUUCACGGUUCCGAGUCCCACCUCGACCACCACAUUGGUCACCAGACCUUCGAGGAGAGGAAGAAGAAGUACGCUACAGCUCCCAUCACCAACCAUGACCAUGCUGCACGCAAAGCCCGCGGGGAAAAACCGCCUACGCUACCUAAAGGGAAGAAUAUCACGCCCGCGCCCUACCAGAAAACAUUUAUAGCAAUGUUAAGAAACAGGGACGGGAAGACAAGCAAACGGCGAAGUCAGGAUCUAAGCGAGAGCAUCCCGCCGGUGACGCCUCCGGCAGCAUCUCCCAAGCUGGCGAGCGGUGUGUUUUAUCAGCCCCUGACGGAGGGACUGAAUGUGGCACGACCACAGCCCCCUGUGCCUGCCGUCAAACACGCAGACCACCAACAGUAUAUUCAGCAGUAUUUCAACACUGAACCCCUGCAACCACCACCACUAGAGUUCACCCUCCUCUAUCCUCACCACCACCUCUAUCCUCCGCCCACUAAACACAGCUUGCAGCAACAGAAGAAAAAGUCAGGCACCCCGGUGAACAGAUCAGAGAGUCUCAAGGAAAAACAACAUGGGCGGAAACGGACGAGAGAGAACAGGAAGCACAGUGACCCUAACAUUCCCACCUCCAAGUCUGGGUAAGUACGCACUCAAGUUAUGAUGUACAUGUGUCAUUGUUCCGGAGUUUUAUUAUUUUUGUAGUGUCCGUCUGAUCAGUCAGGCUAUUGCUGUUCGCUGGCCAGCAGGCCACCACAACCUGGCUGAUCAGGUUGCACCUGCAGGAACUUCUUGGAUGAGUGGAAACUUUGUUCCGGCAAUACUUUUUUGGUCUGAAGAGUCCUGGACUUUGAGUAUUGACAGUGUUUUUUAAUUCAUAUUACCUCUACAUCUCUUAAUCCAUCUCCCGUACCUUUCGUUUCAGUAAGUUAUUUUUACAGUAGAGUGAUUACAUGUCUCAUGUUCGAGUAUCCGGCAGAAGGAUGCAGAUUUCUGUUGGUGCCCGGACUAUGUUGGUAUUCCAGACAAUGAAUGGGAAGUACGGAGGCGAAUUCUGCUUUAAUGAACUCGUUCUGUAGCACACUUUUGCUUUAAUGACUUCAUGAUCCAUGUACAUAUAUGUCCUUUGAGAAGUGUCAAGCCUGGUGGGCCCUACAGACAAGAAGCGAGUCAUACUGGAUUCGGCACCUCACGGGUAUUUGACCCUCUUUUUUUUUCAACGAGAAACGUCACUUUGAGAAGGAUCUCUGUUAACUGAGGAUCA
Molecule: messenger RNA, 2362 nt
Organism: Cherax quadricarinatus
Lineage: Eukaryota; Metazoa; Arthropoda; Malacostraca; Decapoda; Parastacidae
Source: RefSeq, a predicted model, not a curated record